Eurytemora carolleeae is the source of this 647-nucleotide messenger RNA. Its product is annotated as shematrin-like protein 1. NCBI's taxonomy places the organism in Eukaryota, Metazoa, Arthropoda, Copepoda, Calanoida, Temoridae. The coding region runs from base 93 to 593 and encodes 166 amino acids. The transcript has 2 exons. The record is from RefSeq and is a predicted model, not a curated record.
UUUUGGUAUAAAAGCCUGUGAUUGAGGUUGGAUAGUUACUGCAGCUCUGAAUUUACAGUGGGCGGUGUUCAAUACUUCAAAACUUCAUCAACAUGUAUAAACUUCUGGUUAUCUGUGCUUCUGUGGCAACUGCCCUGGCCUCCCCUGUAGCUGAUGCUGAUCCUCACUACGCCGCCUACGGAUAUGUCCCCGCCCUGUACAACUCCUAUCCUAACUGGCCAGGAGUCUCCACCCCCUACUCCUCCUCCACCUGCUUCGGAUGCAGGGGUAAGAGGUCUGCUGAUGCUGAUGCUGAUGCUGAUGCAUCUGCUCUGUAUGGAUACUACGGAUAUGCUCCCUAUGCCUAUGCUCCCUAUGCUUAUGCUGGAUAUGGAUAUGCUCCCUAUGGAUACGGUCACGCUACCUCCUUCGAGGCCAGAUCUCCCCAGGGACUUAGAGGCAAGAGGUCCGCUGAUGCUGAACCCGAGGCUGAUGCUUAUUACUCUGCUUAUGGAUAUGGAUACCCCAGUGCUUAUGGAUAUGGAUAUCCCAGUGCUUAUGCCUACGGAUAUGGAUACCCCAGAGCUUAUGGAUAUGGAUACGCCAGAUGGUAAACCAUGAAGUUGUUAUGUUGAAUGUUGAAACUUGAAUAAAUUUUUUAACUUUGA